Molecule: messenger RNA, 2575 nt
Organism: Daldinia caldariorum
Lineage: Eukaryota; Fungi; Ascomycota; Sordariomycetes; Xylariales; Hypoxylaceae
Product: Arylsulphatase
Exons: 3
Coding region: 427-2238 (603 amino acids)
Biological process (GO): phenol-containing compound metabolic process
Molecular function (GO): N-acetylglucosamine-6-sulfatase activity; glycosaminoglycan binding; arylsulfatase activity
Source: RefSeq, a predicted model, not a curated record
GUCUAGCCGUGUAUCGCAGAUUCGCAGUCAGCAUCCUACCUUAUGUGCUCAGAGUGAGAAUGCGGGGUAAGAUCCGGCAGAGAGGCAAAUACCUGCAGGUUGGUUACCUCUUAUGUAUUUCCAUGUUCGUUGAUACGACAGUCCUAAAGGAGGGGCUACAUGGCAGGGCCAUGAUGAAUCUAGCAAUAUUGGAUGAUCUAGUUAUGAUGUAUUUCGACUUACCAUUACCGAUUUCGAUUUUUCCGGCAUUAAAUAGAGAAAUUGAUUUGGUAGACGAAAAAAAGGGGUCUGUUCGGUUAGUUACUAGUAGAUUACCUUAGUUACUAGUAAAUUACCCCUUUUAUACUUAAUAUCAUUAAUAGCACUAGGAUUCUGGUCAUCUUCAUCACUUAGGGACUUGAUACAGAGUGCUCGGGCAACAUAAUCAUGAAAAUCUCGUAUCCGCCUCUUCUUUUUGAGGGACUAUGGUUAUCCUACUGGGCCUAUGGGACAGCAGCGUUUGAGCCAACUGACCAAAAGCCACUUGUGCUCUCAGAUGGCUGGUCUGGGCAGCAAACACAAUCACGACCUAAUAUUGUCUUCAUCCUUACAGAUGACCAAGACUUACAUUUGAACUCAAUUGACUAUAUGCCGUUCUUGAAAAAACAUCUCAUCGAGCAUGGAACCUUCUACAAGAGACAUUUCUGCACGACCGCGCUUUGCUGUCCCUCUCGAACGACUAUAUUCACUGGUAAAAAUGCCCACAACACGAAUGUCACCAAUGUUGUCCCGCCAUAUGGUGGUUACCCUAAAUUUGUUAGCCAGGGGUUGAACGACAAGUAUCUACCAAUAUGGCUCCAGGAGUCAGGCUAUGAAACGUAUUAUACCGGAAAGCUCUUCAACGCGCACUCGGUCGAUAACUAUCAUUCACCUCACGCUGCUGGCUGGACCGCUUCCGACUUUCUAUUGGAUCCAUUUACAUAUUGGUAUAUGAACAGCACGUAUCAGAGGAACCGAGACGCGCCAGUGAGUUUUGAAGGGCAACAUAGUGUUGACGUUCUUGCAUCGAAAGCACUAGGAUUACUGGACGAAGCAUUCGAAACGGGGAAGCCAUUCUUCCUUGGUGUCGCGCCAGUAAGUCCUCAUGCGAACAUAUGGUCUCCGAAUUUCAAGCAUGGUGGUCAUGGUGACCUAGAAACGGUCGAGUUCUCGCCUCCAGUACCAGCCGAGAGACAUGCAAAACUAUUUGAAGGUGUCAAAGUCCCACGUACUGAGAACUUCAACCCGGAUAAACCAUCAGGUGCUAGUUGGAUUCGGAAGCUACCAAAGCAGAGCCAGGAAACAGUUGGCUAUAACGACCAUUUUUACCUCCAAAGACUCCGAACCCUCCAAAGCGUUGAUGAAAUCGUAGACUCACUCGUCCGGCGCCUAGACGACCUCAAAAUUCUGGAUAACACGUAUAUAGUCUACUCUACGGAUAAUGGUUAUCACAUUGGCCAGCAUCGAAUGCAACCUGCCAAGCAGUGCAGCUUCGAAGAAGACGUCAACAUCCCGCUUAUUAUUCGGGGACCUGGGGUUCCGAAUAACGUGACUAGCGACAUUGUAACCACCCAUACUGAUUUGGCGCCUACCUUUCUGCAAAUAGCAGGCGCUCCUAUAAGAGACGAUUUCGACGGACUCGCUAUCCCGCUCACCAAGGAAGGGCUUGAGGAAGCUAGGGAAACACGCCAUGAACAUGCUUCGAUAGAACACUGGGGAUUCGCCUCGAAUGAAGGUCAGGUGCUCGAUUCAUAUCCGAGACUACACAUGAACAACACGUACAAAGCUCUUCGCGUCAUCGGCAAGACGUACAAUCUACAUUAUCAGGUGUGGUGCAACAACGAGCGAGAGCUACACGACCUGACAACGGACCCGGGGCAAAUGGCCAAUCUCCUGCACCCGGACGAGAAAGCUCCCGAGAUCAUAGCUGGAGCGCCUCUCGACAAGGUAGUCGCCAGGCUGGACUCGCUGCUGUUCGUCUUGAAGUCGUGUAAAGCAGAGGCCUGCAUCCAUCCGUGGAAGGCACUUCACCCGGCUGGUAACGUGGCCAGCCUGAGAGACGCGCUUUCCCCGCGAUUCGACGCCUUCUAUGAAGAUAAGGCAAGGAAAAUCGAGUUUGACAGGUGUGAAAUGGGUUUCAUACUUGAUGCAGAGGGGCCGCAGUUUGAAGAUGGGAAUGUCAUCGGCGGUCUUGAUCCGAACUGGCAUGAAUGGACUUAGUUCCUUGGUAGAGUGAUAUGAGGAUGAAUCCUGUAAAACAGCCAACGUUGAUUUUGUCUAACGGAUGGUUUAUUCUUGAGUGUUUCCGAAUUGCACUCCUAGGUAUAUAGACUAGGUACGGGGCAUAUGAAAUGUGAGAAGUAUACCUAUACUUCAAAUGAUACCGCCCUGUUUAUACCAUAGUGGUGGCCAGUGCGAGAAGAAGUCCCAGCUUGUCGCAGUUGGCGUACCAUCUAUUCAGGUCCCGGCCGCGUUCUGAGUUAUCGGGACUCAACCGAGCGUCUAUUAGAUCUCCAAAGGUCCGUAAAGAGGACUUAUACUGCUUAAGAUGGGAUAU